GUAGCAAGGCAAAGCUGUUUUGAUUCUGACUGUAAACUCUUCAUGCUUCAUUUAAAAGAUAUUUUGUAUUUUGCAGUUAUUUCACGUUUGCAGACAUGUACCGCAGCCUCGUGAGGCAUGUUUAUAACAAAACCAGAAACUGUAAACCAGUUCAUGUGCACACAUCAAAAGACAGACAGCACAGUGUUGCUGGAUGGCAGUGUUGCAGCUGCUUCAUGAGUACAUCAGUGAAGGGGAGAAAAAGUCUCCCUAGUGCCUUUCCAGUGCUAAACCUGCCCCUACAACCCAUCCAUCAACACGUGUACGAGGCCAAUCUCCGAAACAGUACGGCUUGCCACAAAAAGUAUGUAGAAUACAGUGAGAAAGUGAAGAAAGGUGGAGGGGCCAAUGCUAUCGCCAGACACACGCAGAGAAACAAGAAGCUGCUGGUGAGAGAACGCCUUCGCCUCCUGUUGGAUAAUGAGGACUUCCUGGAGCUAUCGCCUUUUGCUGGACUGGGUUUGCCCUAUGGAGACAUCCCCUCUGCUGGCUGCUUGACUGGUAUAGGUCGGAUCAAUGGCUUGUGGUGCGUGUUAAUCGCCAAUGACGCCACAGUAAAGGGUGGCACCGCCUAUCCCAUCACGGUCAAGAAACAGCUGCGGGCUCAGGAAGUAGCCAUUCAGAAUCGCUUGCCUUGUGUCUAUCUGGUCGACUCAGGAGGAGCCUUUUUGCCUUUGCAGUCUGAGAUAUUUCCUGACAAGAACCAGGGGGGACGAACAUUCUACAACGAAGCCAUUAUGUCUGCAGUAAAAAUCCCACAGGUUUCAGUGGUCUGUGGUUCAUGCACAGCGGGGGGAGCCUACAUCCCAACAAUGGCUGAGGAGGCUGUGAUGGUGCACAGGAUCGGGACUAUAUUUUUAGGAGGACCGCCUCUUGUUAAAGCAGCAACAGGGGAAGAAGUCUCACCUGAAGAUCUGGGCGGUGCUCGGCUACAUGCAGAGGUUAGUGGCUGUGUUGACUAUUUUGCCUGGGAAGAAAAGGAAGCAUAUGAAUACACCAGAAACAUUAUAUCCACCCUGAAUUUCUUGCUGCCAGAGGAACAAGAGAGUGAUGAGAUCAGAAAGAGAAAAACGGAGGAGGAGCCGUUAUUUAGUUCACAGGAGCUUCAAGGACUCGCUCCCCUCAGUUAUAAUUACACUCUGGACGUUAAACUGGUGUUGAGUCGACUCACAGAUGGGAGCCGCUUUCAAGAGUUUAAAGCACGUUUUGGAACGACACUUGUUACAGGAUUUGGAAAGAUUCAUGGUCACUUGGUGGGGAUAGUUGCUAACAACGGCGAGCUCUCGUAUGAAGCCGCUCUCAAAGGAUGUCAUUUUGUUCAGUUGUGUGACCAGAGAGACGUCCCUCUUCUUUUCCUGCAGAACACAGUGCCUGCGCCUGCUUCAGUCUUUUCUACACAACAAGCCGAGCUGAGCAGUAACCGUCUAAAGGCUCAGGGCUCCAUGAUGUCGGCUGUGGCCUGUGCCUCUGUUCCCAAAAUCACAGUGGUGAUCGGUGGAUGUCAUGGCACCGACAGUUAUGCUAUGUGUGGUCGGGCCUUUGACCCUAACUUCCUGUUCCUGUGGCCAAAUGCCAAAGUGUCCAUCGCAGCUCCAAAUCAUUCUGAGUGCUUAUUUUCACCUGAUGAAGACAAAGACACUAAAGAAAACUUUGAAACGAUACUAAAAGAAGAGAGCUCUGCUUUUUUCUCCUCUGGGAGACUGUGGGACGAUGGAGUUAUUCUACCUCAAGACACCAGACAGGUGGUGAGAGACUGUUUGGAUAUUAUUAAACAGCAACAAUAUCAACUAUCGACCACAAAAACUAACUCACCAGUUCUACGAAUAUAACCUGGUGCCUUACCCUCCAUAGUGUCUGAAUUAACCAGUGUUUUCUACUGAAAAUGUGAAAACAUAAUUUUGUAUAAUAUAAAAACUUUAAGAUGGCCACAUUUUUCUAAUGCAAAUUUGAAAUAGGAUUAUGAAAUUCAAUGGAAUAUUUUAGUGCCUUCGUGAUUAACUGUAAAUCAUUAAAUGUAUACGU
Messenger RNA from Periophthalmus magnuspinnatus, 2061 nucleotides. Its product is annotated as methylcrotonoyl-coenzyme A carboxylase 2. Lineage: Eukaryota; Metazoa; Chordata; Actinopteri; Gobiiformes; Gobiidae. Gene Ontology annotation, biological process: L-leucine catabolic process. The transcript has 13 exons. The record is from RefSeq and is a predicted model, not a curated record. Gene Ontology annotation, molecular function: methylcrotonoyl-CoA carboxylase activity. Bases 96 to 1868 code for a protein of 590 amino acids. Gene Ontology annotation, cellular component: mitochondrion; methylcrotonoyl-CoA carboxylase complex.